CUCACUUGUCAGGAAGCUCGAACCCAGGAGGACUCGUCUGUCACCGCGGACCUAACCCCACUGUUUCACCUCCUCCUGGACACUGGAAGCUUUUCCUCGGGAGUUUUUUAUUCGAAACGACCAUUUCAAGCGACACUUUAAAUCGGCCCCAGACCCGGAACUUCGGUCGAAGCGUCUGAUGCGCCGAGCGAAACGGAAGUAACUUGCCAGCUGUCUGGCUAAUCUUCGCUAGUGUCUGAAUGCCAACUCAGGGGGUAAUGGAGUUGAGCAGGCAACUCUGUGGAAAGAUGAGGAAGUCCAACAAGAAGGCUCAACUCUCCUCUUCUCCGACAACCUCUUGGGGCCUGGAGAUCCACUUUUACACACCAGAGGUGCACCAGCUGGAAUACUUCAAAGGAUGCUUCAGUGUUGAGGAACUCUGUGUGGAUGCUGCCAAGACAUGCUCAAUCUCUCCCUUGUGCCACAACCUAUUUGCCCUGUACAAUGAGACGACGGGAAUAUGGUGCCCUCCCAACUAUGAGUUCAAGGUCACAGAUGAAACCAGUAUCAAGUUGCAUUAUCGCAUGAGGUUUUAUUUCAGAAAUUGGCAUGGCACCACUGAGGGAGAGUCUCCAGUUUGGAGACACUGCAUCAGUAAACUCAAAGGAGAUAAAAAUAGCCCACAGAAACACCCGGAGGGAACGCCCCUGCUCGACGCUGCGUCUCUGGACUACCUGUUCGCCCAGGGCCAGCAUGAUUUCCAGAAAGGAUUCGUUCCACUGAGGACGUCCCAGUCAGAGGAAGACCAACAUGAGAUAGAAAAUGAGUGCUUGGGCAUGGCUGUGCUUGCCAUCACUCACCAUUCUAUGAAUCCACCCAUUGCUUCCAAUGAAGUCAGCAGCUACAAACGUUUCAUCCCGGAGACCCUGAACCGCAACAUCAAGCAGCGCAACAUUCUGACGCGCAUCCGCAUCAGCAACGUCUUCAAGAAAUUCCUCUGUGAAUUCAACCGCCGCACGGUCAAGGACAGCAACAUCACUGCGUACGACCUGAAGAUCAAGUACUUGGCCACGCUGGAGGGCCUGACUAGCGGCCUUGGCAGCGAGCUGUUAGAGCCCAUCACGCUCAGUGUGACACGGGAAGGAGAUCUCAUCAGUGGAGUGUACUACAACCAGAACCAGGGGCAGAGCCAGACUCGGAAUGUGGAGACAAGCCGUGACAUGCAAGUUUUGGUUACUGGUACCACUGGCAUUUCCUGGAGAAACAAGCCUGCUCCAACGUCUGUGAUCUCCAAAGAAAAGGGUAAGUCAAAGAAGAACAAGCUGGAUGGAAAACAGAAAAGCAAAACAAAGAAAGAUGCAACUGAUGGCUGGCUGGUGUUCUGUGACUUCCACGAGAUCACGCACACCGCCAUCGAAGAGUCAACAGUCACCAUCAAUCGACAGGACAACAAGAGGAUGGAAAUGCAAAUGGCUUCUCGGGCUGAGGCCCUAUCCUUUGCGGCCCUUGUAGACGGUUACUUCAGGCUGACAGUCGAUGCCCACCACCACCUGUGCAAGGAGGUGGCGCCGGCCUCAGUGGUGCACAACACCGACAAUGGCUGCCAUGGACCCAUCAGUACGGAUUAUGCCAUCCACAAACUGCGUCAAGAGGGCAACGACGAGGGCACCUACAUCCUGCGCUGGAGCUGCACUGACUACAAGUACAUCAUCAUCACUGUGGUCUGCACUGAGAUUGACCUGAAGGACACUCGUCCCGUGCACAAGUACAAGAACUUCCAGAUUGAGGUGACACCUGAUGGGUACUGUCUGUACGGCACCGAUACAUUGCGGUCCACUCUCAGGGAGCUGCUGGAGCACCUGGAGGGCCAGAGUCUUCGCACCGACAACCUCCAGUUCCAGCUGCUCCGCUGCUGCCCCCCACAGCCUAGAGAGAUUUCGAACUUGCUGGUGGUCACUAAAGACAGAGCCCCGUCCACGCAGACAUCCACGCAGGAGAGUCAGUUCAGCUUCAUUCGCAUUCUGAAGGAGGAGAUUGAACAGGAGGAGCACCUCGGCCGUGGCACAAAGACCAGCAUCUACUCGGGCACACUGCGGGUGAAGAGUGAGGAGGAUGAGGAUGCAGGCUACUCAUCCUUCCAGGAGUUCAAGGUUGUCCUGAAGGAGCUGGGUUCUGGACACAGGGACAUCUCCUUCGCCUUCUUUGAAACAGCCAGCAUGAUGCGACAAGUGUCCCAUAAACACAUAGUGCUACUGUAUGGAGUGUGUGUUCGCCAACUGGAAAAUAUCAUGGUGGAGGAGUUUGUCCAACACGGACCACUGGACCUGUUUAUGAGGAGACAGCAAAUUCAACUCAACACUCCAUGGAAGUUCCAGGUGGCCAAGCAGCUGGCCUCUGCUCUCAGCUACUUGGAGGACAAAAAGCUGGUCCAUGGUUUUGUGUGUGCCAAGAACAUCCUGUUGGCCAGAGAUGGACUGGAUGAUGAUGAGGGAGGUCCCUUUAUCAAGCUCAGUGACCCAGGAAUACCAAUCACAGUGCUCACCAGAGAGGAGUGUGUGCAUCGUAUCCCCUGGAUCGCUCCGGAGUGUGUGAAGAACUCGUCUGCCCUGAGUAUCGCAGCUGACAAGUGGGGCUUUGGUACCACACUGUGGGAGAUCUGCUAUGAUGGAGAAGUUCCCCUCAAAGAGAAGAAACUCACAGAGAAGGAGAGGUUUUAUGAAACCAAGUACCAGCUGCCCACCCCAGACUGCAGUGAGCUGGCUGAUCUGAUGACGCGUUGCAUGAACUACGACCCCAAGAAGAGACCUUUCUUCAGGGCUAUUGUCAGAGACAUCGACAUGCUGGAAAAAGAAAACCCAUCGAUAAAACCCCAACCUGUACCCGAUGUGGACCCAACGGUGUUUGAAAAGAGAUUCCUGAAGAAGAUCCGAGAGCUGGGAGAGGGCCACUUUGGUAAAGUGGAGCUGUGUCGCUAUGAUCCACGGGGAGAUAAAACUGGCGAGCUGGUGGCGGUGAAGUCCCUGAAGCCCGAGAACCGGGACGAGCAGUGCAACAACCUCUCGAGCGAGAUCAACAUCCUGAAGGAUCUCUACCAUGAAAACAUCGUCAAAUACAAGGGCAUUUGCCAAGAGGAAGGGGGUCAGGCCAUUAAGCUCAUCAUGGAGUAUCUUCCACUGGGCAGCUUGAAGGAGUAUCUGCCCAGGAACAAAAGCAAGACCAGCCUCAGCACCCUGCUCAGCUACUCCAUCCAGAUAUGCGAGGGAAUGGAAUAUUUGGGAUCUCAGAAUUACAUCCACCGAGACCUGGCUGCCCGAAAUGUGCUGGUGGAGAACGAGAGGACGGUGAAGAUCGGAGACUUCGGCCUCACCAAGAGCAUCAAGGACAAUGAGGGAUAUUACACCGUCAAGGACGACCACGACAGCCCAGUUUUCUGGUAUGCUCCGGAGUGUCUGACUCAGUGCAAGUUCUACCUCGCUUCAGAUGUGUGGUCCUUCGGGGUGACGAUGUAUGAGCUCAUCACUUAUUGUGACUCCACCAAGAGCCCGAUGACGCUCUUCUUAGGUAUGAUUGGUCGAAGCCACGGACAGAUGACCAUCAUCCGACUGGUGAAGGUGUUGCAAGAAGGCCGGAGGUUACCGCGCCCUGAGACCUGUCCUGAGCCGGUGUACGAGCUGAUGCGCAGGUGCUGGGAGCAGUCGCCCGACCGGAGGAUCUCCUUCAAGUGCCUGAUCACGGAGCUGAGCACCAUGCUGAAGCAGCUCCAACCGCAGAACAACUUUUGAAUCUCACCACCUGUUUGAGGUCCCGGGAGUCACUGGGACUUUUGCAUGCAGACUCGGGAACAGAUGCAAGCGACGAAACUGGCCUCAGAUCAGCAUCUGCUUGUGCAAUUUCGUUUUACAGAGAGACGGAGUCAGUGCUUCACGCAAAGUCGCGCUUCUUCACAUAUAACUAUCAUUUUAGUCAGCCAUAUAUAUUUUUGAACAUUUUUAUUGGAUAGUCACUUAUUCUUGUGUUUUCAUUUGAUUAUAGAGGAUGAAACAAGUAAAUACUUGUAGCUAUGUGACCUUAUAGCUUCCAAAAAAGACUUCCAAGUAUAUCUAACACAUGUAAUUGUGAGAAACUCACAUGGACCUGUCACUUAUAUAUUCUAGUGGCUCUGGCGGGGUUGUCAUUGUUUGGACCUGAGGCCUGAGCUCACUCUCACUGGUGGAGGAUGGAAAGAAGGAACCAGAGCAGAGAGAGGAGCAGUUUUAAUGCUCACGGUGAAAGUUGUGCGACUGUAGAUGGAAGACUGAGCGGAUCGCUGAUAAAUCGUGUUGAGAAAAAGUGCUUGAAUGGACAAGACCCAGGAAACUGAAGAUGUGGUUUUUUCAGCGUUUUUUGCCACCGCUGCUUGUUUCGUGGACGCAUUUGCUCCGGGAAAAAGAAAAUCACCUGAAGAUUUCGAUGUCUAGAGCCAUGAAAGGAUCUGUGAUGAAUGUUUAGAUUUUCUGUCACCGACAGCUGCUGUCAAACCAGCCAUCGGUCACCAGUGUCCCUGUCACUUGUCAUUAUGAAAUGGUUUCAUUCGUUGGUUCUAGAUUCUCAAUCUCCUGCUUUAUAACUUGUGUAUCUUCGGGUUCCGGACUCUGGAUUUGACACCAUAACCAAUUUGAAGAGAGUAGCUUGAGUUAUAGAACAGUUUUAAAGCGUUUUUCGGAUGUUUAAUCGUCAAUAUUGAGAAAAUACUCCCACGAAUAAUCUUCAUUUUCUGCCUACGUUUUCUUUAUUUGUAAUGACCGCUGCCUUACUUGUGAAGAUACCAAGAACACUGUCUUUGUAGCGAAGCAGUUUUCAGUUGCAUUUUGUACCUGUUCAGAAAAUCUAAUUUCUUUUUUUAUUUUACAGAUUAUUCCUAAUCUUGAUAUUUAAUCAUGCUUUUUUUUAAAAUAGCACUAUAAAUAGAAGUCCGAUCUUCAGAUGUAGGAGGAUGAAUGAUUUGUAUUUUGAAUGUCUUUGAUCAGGUGGAACCUUAAAAAAAAAAAAAACAAUUAUGCAUAUGGAUAAUCGUAUAUAUAAUUUUCAAACAUACAGCACUUGUGUCGUUCAGGAGUGACAGGUUGAGACACGUAUCCCCCACUAGAGGGCAGCAUAACUUCAUGUUUCUUGUCCUCUACCACUCAUUUAAUUAUUUGUGUGUGUGUGUGUGUGUGUGUGUGUGUGUGUGUAUAUGUGUGUACUGCAAGAACCAGAUCCAAUUGUCAUUGUUGCAGGACUUCAGUUUGUCCAGUGUAUAAAGUGAGAGAUUAACCAGUGAUGAUUAUUCACGUGGCAUUUUAUUUUCCAGACAAUUUUUAUUUCUUUCAUGGUAUAUUUGUUCAUUUUUAUUCGUAAAAAAUGUUUGUUUCUAAUUCUCUGAUAUGCCAGGAAAUGUAUAAAAGUGUAUUUUAUCUAUGUACGUGUGAUAAGGUUUGAGCAGAGGGUUUAUGGAUCUGUUUUAAAUUCAUCAGUGUGUAGCUCUGUAAUGUCGCUCGCUCACAUAUCACAAAAUACAGAACUGGUCACUUCA
Hippoglossus stenolepis (Pacific halibut) is the source of this 5530-nucleotide messenger RNA. RefSeq names its product Janus kinase 1 (gene jak1). Gene Ontology annotation, cellular component: membrane; cytoskeleton; cytosol. Bases 240 to 3761 code for a protein of 1173 amino acids. Gene Ontology annotation, molecular function: non-membrane spanning protein tyrosine kinase activity; cytokine receptor binding; ATP binding. The transcript has 25 exons. Gene Ontology annotation, biological process: intracellular signal transduction; cytokine-mediated signaling pathway; hemopoiesis. NCBI's taxonomy places the organism in Eukaryota, Metazoa, Chordata, Actinopteri, Pleuronectiformes, Pleuronectidae. The record is from RefSeq and is a predicted model, not a curated record.